AAAGGAAAAUAUCUUUUUCUUUCUUCUUAUAAUGUCUUGACCUCAAACUUUAUGAGUAUAUAUCCUAAAGCAAAGAUACAAGAAAGCCUUAUCUGAAAUAUGAAACUGAGGCUGGCAGGGUAUCUAUGGUAAUUUAUUCCCCUAACUGAUAAGCCACUGAUAAAAAUUUGCGGUAAUCGAUAAGCCAAAUCCAAAACACUGCAUCACUUGGUGUUUAUAGGCAGAGGAAUAUUUGGAGGAAGAUAUCUGAAGAAAUACUUCAAUAUUCUUAGAAAUAUUUACAUUGUAAAAACAGUAUAUGUCAGUAUGACACAGGAAAUAUGAUGGAUAAGAAAACUUUGAGAGAGUGCAGCUGAGAAAGAUUCAUCUGAAAAGAAAAGUGCAUCAUAAAUACAAUGCUGGCCUCCUUGAUUAAGAUAAUUACUUCUGCAGAAACAGAACAGGUUCAGGUCUCUCUGACCACUCAUGCUAGACAGGAACAAUUUGGACAUGCACUGAAUUAUGGUUGUAGAUUAACUUGAAAAUGUUGAAAAGCAUGGAGUACUGUCAUCAGUGUUAAUGAUGAAACAUAAUGUACUUUGCACAUAUAUUUAUGUAACAACUGUGAACUUUUUGGAUUUUAACAAGGAGAGAGAUCAGCCCUAGCAAGCAAAGGCAUUAAUAUAAGAAAGGGAUCUAUUGGGGGAAAAAAGAAUAAUGUGAAAAAUAAGCAAUUGGCUUGGUGAAAAAAUCUAUCAGGAGCUUAAACAUGGAGAAGAAAAUGAACACAAUUUCAUGAAAAUGACUGAAAAAGAGAUGCAAUGAGACAUAUUGAAAACUUGUGUAACUUCCCAAAAACUAUACUGUUUGUGACACUGCCUCCUGUUCAAUAUUUAAUCAAAAUUUCUGUCUGAAAGUACUGGAAAAUUCAUCCAUCUAAAUCUUGAAAAGUAGGCUAAUACAAAGAAACAAAUCCACAUAAUCCAGCAGAAAUUACAGGAACCAAGAAUUUUAUGAAUCUUAUAAAGGAAAGCUUUGAUAAUGGGAAAUAUUUUCAAGUACACUUUUCUAACAAUUGUUAUUUUCUGCGGAACAAAGAUUCUUCAUUUUGUAAAACAGUCAAAUGAGAACUAUUCAAACCAAUUACCAACUGAAGACAGCAAUACCUUCAAUAAUUUAGAAAAGAAAUUCAACAUAUAUACUACUAUUAAAGAAGAUGAAAAUGAAAUAAAUGAAACUGGUGAGAAAAUAAGUACAGUCACAACUGAUACCCUGAAAUGGACAAAAAGUAAAAAUUCUACAAAUCUGAUUAACAGACUACAGAGGAAAAGAAAACUUCUCUCUCAAAUGUGGGAUAAAUAUUACAAGAUUGGAGCAGGUACAACAUUCCGAAUUAAAGACACAAGCGCCUUCCAUCAAGUUGGUGAUGACAUUUUUGCAUUUUCAGCAUUUUACGAUAAUAGGGAAAUUCUAGGUAAUCAAAAUCCAGUUUUACGGAUUGUAACUAUAUCAAAACUUCAAUCAAGAGCCAGUCUGGAGUGCAGAUUUUCUAAAACAAGGGCCAGUCAAUGGGUUCAAGCGACAAGACAAGUACUAAGUGAUAAUCAUGGUAAACCGUUUGGAGGUGUUAUGUACACCUGUAACGUCCCUCAUACGAUUGGUAAUAAACCACCAAAGACAGUUUAUUUGCAAAGUUUACUCACUCAUGAGGAUCAUUUUUCAAAGGUGACAAGUGCAUUAGUUACCGUGGAAAUAAUUCCGCUGGGAAUGUCACUUUGGAAGUCAACAAUAUAUCAUAAUGUAGACAAUCUAAAAAAAUUCACCUCGGAGAAUUGGCACACAAGUGAUGCCAAACAUUUCUUGGAAACUUCUCCAAAUGAUACUGAUUUGAAAGAAAUUCGAAAGAUUGAUAAAUCACAGACACAUCAAGGGAAACAACUAGAUUUCAAAAUAGUCCAAAAUCGUGAAGAGUUACGAAGAACUAGAAACAGUAAACUUCCCAGCAUUUCAGUGUGUGUACCACCAUUGUUCGGAAACAUUAAACUUUCCGAGUUUAUACAGUUUGUUGAAAUUCAUAAAAUUCUUGGUGCCAGUCAAAUAUUUUUCUACAAAAUGCGCGUUUCCUCCGACAUUGGGAGGAUGUUAGAUUAUUAUCAAUCUCAGGGUAUAGUUACACCUAUUGACUGGCACUUACCCAGCGGACUUCAAGACUCCAUGAAUAUCUGGUACCAUGGUCAAAGUGCAGCACAACAAGACUGUUUAUAUAGAAGCAUAGGGAAUUUUGACUUUACUGCUUUUAUUGACCUUGAUGAGGUUAUAGUUCCUUAUACAGAUUCAGACUGGCUAUCAAUGUUAGAAAGACUGGAGCAAGCUUACACAAAAGGCAAACCUAGAAACAUAGCUGCCUUCAUGUUUAAAAGUGCUUUCUUUGAAUCUGACAUUAAAAUCAAUGAUGGCAUUAAAACAAGCCAACAUAAGUUGUCUCUCUUGAAAAAUAUUUAUAGGAAUGCAAUAGUAAGCUCUGUGAGAACGAAAGUAAUUGUGAAGCCGGCCUAUAUUGAACACAUCGGCGUUCAUCAUGUUUCAAAGUUGGUAAAUUCUUCAACAAAACUUGAUAUUAUACAUGUGCCUGUUAAAACAGCUCUGAUUCACCACAACAGGAAAUGCACAACAGCAUUAGAUACUGAAAUGCAUUGUGGGAAGUAUGUAUCAAACGCAAGUUUACUGAAAUAUGCUGAUAUUUUAGUGAAGAACUAUGAGGAAGCUCUGGAAUAUAAUGUGAAAUAUUUUAGAAGUAUCAGAUAAAUGUGAUUCAGAUUCAUAUAUGACAUUCCAUCAUUCCAUUAUUGUUUGUUCUAAUAAAAAAUGCUUCCAAAUGUA
This is a messenger RNA of Mercenaria mercenaria, 2859 nucleotides long. RefSeq lists its product as uncharacterized. Lineage: Eukaryota; Metazoa; Mollusca; Bivalvia; Venerida; Veneridae. The record is from RefSeq and is a predicted model, not a curated record. Bases 1021 to 2784 code for a protein of 587 amino acids. The transcript is spliced from 2 exons.